Daucus carota subsp. sativus is the source of this 1240-nucleotide messenger RNA. Its product is annotated as choline-phosphate cytidylyltransferase 1. The transcript has 8 exons. NCBI's taxonomy places the organism in Eukaryota, Viridiplantae, Streptophyta, Magnoliopsida, Apiales, Apiaceae. Gene Ontology annotation, molecular function: choline-phosphate cytidylyltransferase activity; phosphatidylcholine binding. Bases 108 to 980 code for a protein of 290 amino acids. The record is from RefSeq and is a predicted model, not a curated record. Gene Ontology annotation, biological process: CDP-choline pathway.
ACACAAACAGGAAAUACAAGAUCUUGGAAAUACAAAAGCACUACUACAACAACACACACUUGAGUCUGAAUCAUUAAUCUAUCAAAUCAUUAGCAGUAACUAGUACCAUGGCCAAGGUCUAUACCAUGAAUGAACCCCCCACAGACAGGCCAGUUCGUGUCUAUGCUGAUGGUAUCUAUGAUCUCUUUCACUUUGGCCAUGCCCGUUCACUUGAACAAGCGAAAAAAUCGUUUCCGAAUACGUACCUGCUUGUUGGAUGCUGCAAUGAUGAAGUUACCCACAAAUUCAAGGGCAAAACUGUCAUGACUGAUACGGAGCGCUACGAGUCUCUACGUCACUGCAAGUGGGUAGAUGAAGUUAUUCCUGACGCGCCUUGGGUGGUUACUAUAGAGUUCCUUGACAAACAUCGAAUUGAUUAUGUGGCACAUGAUUCUCUUCCGUAUGCUGAUGCAAGUGGGGCUGGCAAGGAUGUAUAUGAAUUUGUCAAGUCCAUUGGAAAGUUCAAGGAGACUAAACGGACUGAAGGAAUCUCUACAUCAGAUGUCAUAAUGAGAAUUGUCAAAGACUACAAUGAAUAUGUCAUUCGUAACUUAGAUCGUGGUUACUCGAGAAAAGAUUUGGGUGUUAGCUAUGUGAAGGAGAAGAGAUUGAGAGUAAAUAUGGGCUUAAAAAAGUUGCGGGAAGAAGUGAAGAAACAACAAGAGAAAGUGGAAGAGAAGAUGCAAACUGUUGCAAAAACUCGUAACAUGUGGGUGGAUAAUGCUGAUCGCAUGGUUGCUGGUUUUCUUGAGAUGUUUGAAGAAGGCUGUCAUAAAAUGGGAACUGCUAUUAGGGAUCGCAUUCAAGAACAGUUGAUGGUGAAGGACAAGGAUGAUUUUGAUGACGAUGACGAUGAAGAUGAUGAUGAUUACUAUGAUGCUAGCACUGAUGAAGAUUAUGAUAAAGGUUACGACAAGCGCGACAUUGAUGUUAAAGAAUAAGUUGCAGUAUUGAUAUGGUAGGAAUAUUUCGUUUGGAUUUUUUGAUUUGAUCUCCAUACUUGCACAAAUGGUGUUUCUGCUUGAACUUCUUCAUAGCAUUGUUGCAUUGUAGCUACAGGUAUGGAAAGCUGUGUAUACUAUAACAGAAGUUGUGAAAUUGUGUCAGAUUAUGCAGAAUAUAUAAUAGACAUGUAUUGCAGACAAAUGUUAAUUAUGUGCUGCAUUUUCAUAAUAUAUAAUAGACAUGUAUUGCAGAGAAA